Pseudomassariella vexata is the source of this 486-nucleotide messenger RNA. RefSeq lists its product as uncharacterized. The transcript is spliced from 4 exons. NCBI's taxonomy places the organism in Eukaryota, Fungi, Ascomycota, Sordariomycetes, Amphisphaeriales, Pseudomassariaceae. The record is from RefSeq and is a predicted model, not a curated record. The coding region runs from base 1 to 486 and encodes 161 amino acids.
AUGGCCCUUUACGACUACUGGGUUUCUCAGAUGGGGACUGAGCAGCUUCUGCCAAUUCUCGAUGGUAGCCAAGUUGUGGGGAGGUCAGUUCUUCGGUUGAUGAUUAUCAGUGCGGGCGACCUCAAUGCGCCCAAUCUAUCGACGUCGCCCAACGAAUUAACACUGUUAAAUGCCGAGACUACCGCCUCCAAAAUAGGCACCCUGUGCAACGCGCUUAUGGGUAUCGAGAUCGAUGUCCUGCACGAAUCGAGUUGCCCUCGAUCAUACGAAGCACAUUCCUUCUACGUAGCAGGGAUCGAAUCGGCUUGGGCGGGUCAAACGUCAACGAAUGGAGUCGCUGCGCUUCCCCUGUUUUACGUAGUCCUCCGGAGUCUUCUGUCCAUAGAAUAUGAUUUCCUUGCGAGCCCCAUAUUUUGGAAGCAGUAUGAAGAAGUCGGAAGAGUUUGGAAAUCGAGAUCUCAGGUCACACAGUCAACGAUCGACUGA